Molecule: messenger RNA, 1395 nt
Organism: Esox lucius (northern pike)
Lineage: Eukaryota; Metazoa; Chordata; Actinopteri; Esociformes; Esocidae
Product: C-type mannose receptor 2-like
Exons: 10
Coding region: 29-1030 (333 amino acids)
Source: RefSeq, a predicted model, not a curated record
ACAGGACCACCAACCUCUUCUAAUCAUCAUGAGAGUCAUAACUUUGUCUGUCCUGGCCUGCGUCCUUGUCACCCUCCUCGGAGCUGAAGGCUUUCAUUGCAAUGAUAUUUAUAAUUGCCAGCCAGGGUAUUCUUUAGCCUCUAACAACGUACCUCAUUGCUACAAACUGAUCCAGAAACAAAUGGGAUGGACAGAUGCACUGAAUUACUGUCAGAAAGAAGGCGGUACCCUGGCUGGUGCUCACUCCAUUAAUGAAUACCAGCUUCUUCUGUCCAUGGUGAAGAAGACCCAGGACAUAUCUGCGUAUGCCUGGGUGGGACUAAAUGAUCUAGAUGAAGAAGGGAAAUAUGUGUGGACUGAUGGGAGCAACGCAGAUUUUUCCUGGUCCAAGAGUGCCAUAGAACAGCAGUAUGGAGAGGAAGACUGUGUGGCACUGAACUCUUAUAAAGAAAGACAACCUGGAGGUCUUCUCUUCGGACUUCGGAAAAACAGCAGUAGAUCUCUACAGGACCACCACCCUCUUCUAAUCAUCAUGAGAGUCCUAACUUUGUCUGUCCUGGCCUGUGUCCUUGUCACCCUCCUCGGAGCUGAAGGCUUUCAUGGCAAUGAUAUUUAUAAUUGCCAGCCAGGGUAUUCUUUAGCCUCUAACAACGUACCUCAUUGCUACAAACUGAUCCAGGAAAAAAUGGGAUGGACAGAUGCACUGAAUUACUGUCAGAAAGAAGGCGGUACCCUGGCUGCUGCUCACUCCAUUAAUGAAUACCAGCUUCUUCUGUCCAUGGUGAAGAAGACCCAGGACAUAUCUGCGUAUGCCUGGGUGGGACUAAAUGAUCUGGAUGAGGAAGGGAAAUAUGUUUGGACUGAUGGGAGCAACGCAGAUUUUUCAUGGGCCGACGGUGCCAUUGAACAGCAGUAUGGAGAGGAAGACUGUGUGGCACUGAACUCUUAUAAAGGGGCUGAGGGCUUUGAUGACAUUAAGUGUAACAGUGGCUGUACCUUUAUCUGCAUGACAAUGGCUGAAAAUGCCUAAGAUGGAAGAGGAACGCAACACCAUCAGAACUCCUCUAAUUUGAUUGAGGACAUGUUCAAUACCUUUAGAUAGUUUGUUAACUCUGAAAAUCUUAUUGCAUUUUAUCUGUAAUUAGAUUUAAGAUCUACCAACCACUAAGACACCCAGUAAAAAUGUGCAAGCAAAAUAAUAGCAAACUCACAAGCCAUGUUUUGUCUAAGAUCACCGACAGGAUAGUUCUGCAUGAACAACUAAAUGUUUCUCAAUAUUCUAAAAAUAAAAUGUUUAUGUUAUGUUUAUUAUAUUAAAUUAAUAGAAAUUGUUCAGGUCUAAUAACCCCUCUAUGCUUUUAUGCCCAUCUCGUUGAAUAAAACCUUUCAGCAUCA